Molecule: messenger RNA, 8246 nt
Organism: Anthonomus grandis grandis
Lineage: Eukaryota; Metazoa; Arthropoda; Insecta; Coleoptera; Curculionidae
Product: small subunit processome component 20 homolog
Exons: 15
Coding region: 132-8174 (2680 amino acids)
Cellular component (GO): small-subunit processome; 90S preribosome; nucleolus
Source: RefSeq, a predicted model, not a curated record
UAUGUUUUGUAUUUUUCGUUCCGAUUAAUGGGGACUCCAAAAGAGUCUUUAUAAAACCUUUAUAUUUUAUUUACCUAUAAAAGUGAUAUUACAUGUGUUCAACUAGAGUGAAAAGAAAAUAAAAAAACAAAAUGAAGAAUAAAUCUACCAGGCAUAAAGAUGACAACACUUUUAAGUUCCAACCAUUUUCUGAACGUGUGGCAAAUAUUGACAUCAACAUAUUUCAUAAAGUUGGCCAUGAAUAUGAGACCCAGACUGAGGAAGGAGAGAGUUAUUUUUAUCAGGCAAUUCAAAAAUGGAAUGUUUUAAACUUAACAGAAGGAUAUGAGAAGUUUAAGAAGGAAAUAAAGGCUGACAAUUACAUUACUUUGCCACAAGUCUUGUUGGGCAAGGAGCACAUUAUUCAUGUACUGCUAAAUUAUUUAAAUGAAAGGAACCCCUUAUAUCUUCAGCCUAUAUUGGAAAUUGUUAUUGCUGUUGCCCAAGAUCUCCAAAAAGAAUUUUACCCCUUUUACCAGCAAUUUUUAGAAACCAUUAUUGGCCUCUUAAACACAAAGAAUACAGAGCAAUUGGAGUGGACCUUUACCUGUUUAGCUUAUUUAUUAAAAAUACUAUGGAGACCUAUUAUCAAAAAUAUUAAUGAAGUAUUCAACUCCCUUCUGCCAUUAUUAUCAGACAGCAAACCUGAGUAUAUAAACUCAUUUGCUGCUGAAAGUUUUGCUUUUAUUGCCAGGAAAGUGAAAGAUAAGCAAGCAUUUUUGGGACUGCUACUUAAAGCUGUAAAUAAACAUAAAGACGGCAUUUCAGGUUGUGGUAAGCUCCUAUUUGAGGUCAUUAAUGGAGUCAACAACCAGUUUCACAGUUGUGCCGAACAAUUUCUGCCAUUUUACUUUGAGUCCUUAUGGAACUCUCAGUACCCUCAAGACACCCUUUUUGAAAUCCUUGAGUGUAUUGUUGCCAAUAUUGCAGCCGAUAUACACCCUCAAAAAAAUAAACUGGUUUGGGAUGUUUUGUUUAAAAAUGUUUCACAUCUGGAAGAGCAACCUAAAGAAAAAGAUUUCGAGCUUAUUUUAAGACUGGUUGGGCAAAUGGUGGAAUAUAAAAGUGGAAAACUUGUGCAAGAGCCAUCUGCUUUGAUACAGCUUUUAAUAAAGUUAUUUGCUAGGGAGAUGUGUUCAGAAGAAAUUUUGAUUAUUUUAGUGCAAAUCUCCAUAUCUGUACUGCUGUCAAGGAAUAUUAGGUUGCCACAGGAGCAAGCUUCACAGUUAAUUAGAAAAAUAUUGUCCUUGGAUCAGAAGAACGUUUUGCUCUAUUUUGUUAAUAAUGUUAGCAGUAGUUCCUCUUUUGAAACCCUUAUUUUACCAGCAUUUUUAAGAAAGUGUGGCUUAUAUGAGUUUGACAAGGAAUGUUUGUAUACUUUGACAAAGUUGGUGCUGAAAAAGACCCCACUGUGUGGCUCUGGCAUCAGUUUAUUACAGUGGGCUAAGUAUUCCUUGGAUUUUAAAGACUUUAGUACAAUGAUUUUCAAUAAGCUUGCUGCAGCAUUGGACUUACAUAGUUAUGAAGAUAUUGAGGCAAAUAAGGAGAGUUACUUUUGCAGUUUAAUAUGUUUGCCCCAUAUGGAGUUGAGAGGAAAUGACAAGAAUGUUUUGACAAAGAAACUUAUUGGGAACUUAGACUUUUUGUUGAACAGAGCCAAAGAAGUUUUAGAACCAAUAUUAGUAAAAACGGUGUUAUUCUGGAUAAAUUUGGUUUUGGAAAGUUUAAUUCAUUUAGAAGGCAGCACUGCUAUAGAAGGAAGUUUUCAAGAAAUUUUAAGUGUUUUGUUAAAAUUUGCCUCGAGUUUUUCAUAUUUGGCAGCGCUGAAGUCUCUAAGUCUUCUGUUUACCGUCUUAAAGGAGCCAAAGGCUAUAAAUACGGAUAUUUUGAUGGAAUUACACAAAGUUUGUGAGAACAACUUUAGCAGUCCCUAUCAUGAGGUACGUCUUCUAACUGCUCACAUCUACACCAAUUUCGAAUCCCUUCCGCAAUUCAAUCUAAAACACUCAAACGAUCCAGAGGUACGUUCGGAACCCUUCAAAGUGUUUUCUCUCAUCUACGAAGUAGAAUCCAUUGAACCGUUAGUGGAAACCUACCGAGACCAGUUGCAAAGACUUGAAAAAUUAACUUUUGAUAAACCUCAAAUGAUUAUGUGCAAUAAGACAGAAUUUAAGCUGAUACCUUUGAGAUACCUCUGUGGGGUCCUUUAUAUGAAUUUUAAACUACUAUGGAACCCAGUUUCGAAAAUCAUUGAAAGCCACGCUCAUGGGUUGGAUUCUAACGAUUUCUGGAAGGUGUUUGGUCCUCAGUUGAAAGGAGUUGUUGAAAAUAUCAUGACUGAACCUGUAAUUAGUGUGGAUACAUUUGAGACUGAUUUAGAGGCUUUAGGGGAUACAUUUCAAGAGGGCCAAAGGAGUGCUUAUAAGGUAGAUUUUAUAAAUUAUAGGGUUCUUUUGUGGAGGGCUUUAGCGAUGUUUCCUAAUGUAGCAGAGGCCAAAACCAGAGAUACUUCUCAGUUAUUAUUGAGUUUUAUAGAAAAUGAAUAUACAAACACCAAUUCAGAGAUGGCUACCUUGUGUAAUGUUAAAAUAUUUGCUGAUUCUGCUGCUGAAGACAAGGAAAAUUGUCCUGAAGAGGAGGAGGAUGAUGAGGAAGUUAGUAGUCUUGAGGUUAGGAAACUGGGCAGAAAAAUUUUAACCAAAACAUUAUUGGAAAAGUUAUCGGCAUUCUCGCACUUCAAAAGUCCAAAAUCGAUGUACCGCGAACAAGAAAUCUACCGCUUAUACUUUGACCUCUUAAAACACAAAAACGCCGAGGUCCAGAAAGCCGCCCUAGACUGUUUGAUGACAUACAAAUUCAAAUAUAUCAUUCCAUACAAGGACCACCUCUACAACCUGAUCGACGAAAAGAACUUUAAAAACGCCAUAAUCAACUUUAGAGUAGACAAGGAAAGUACCGAAGUCCAACAGGAACAUCGGGAAAACCUCAUCCCGGUCGUGCUGCAGAUCGUGUUCAGCAAAAUGAGCGGGAAAACCGGCCUAAGAACCGGCGGAAAAGCUUCAGGUCAAAACCGACGGAAUUUGGUGCUGAGAUUCCUGGCCGGGUGUGAGGAGGACGAAAUGUUACGUUUCGUGGAGAAGGCGUUUGCGAUUUACGAGAAAUAUUUGCAAAAUAACGAGGUGAAGCAGGUGGAGUCUAUAGUGGCGAGUAUCGAUCUCGAGAAGUGUCUGGCCCCGAAAAAGUUACUGAGCACCGUUAAUUUGCUGAACGUGAUUCUGGACCAGUUUGGAGGCCUUAUGGGGGACAAGUUGCUCACUUAUUUGCUGAAAAUUGUUUUUGUCGUCGGGGCUACGGUCAAAGGGAUCUUUGACAGGGUUGAUAAGGUCCACACCGGCUACCUGGCAAUCCUCAAAAACGUCCGCUCGGCCACCAUAAAAAUCCUCGAAAGAUUCUUCGAACACUUCCCGCACUACCCGUGGAAUUCGAUACAAAUAAACGCGAUAUUCGACACCUUUGUUUGGCCCCAUCUGAACAAACUGACCGUGGAGGGCAUCCACAGCCCCACGGCCUUACUGAGACUAAUUAAACAGUGGGGCACCCACGCCACAUACUUUAAACUACUCGUAAAACAUCAUAGGGAUGACAAGAACCUGUAUAUACUGCCUCACGUGUUCAAAUUGCUCCUGAACGAGAAAAGCAACAUUCAGGUGGUGAAUGUUAUAUACGAAAUCAUCGAGAGUUUAUUGAAGUAUGAGCUGGGGGACGAGGAAGUUGCUUUAGAAAUUCAACCGGAUGAUUUAUUGCCUGUGGACGAUCGUAUUUUAGAGAGGUGCAAAGUAAAUGAGAAGUUAAAUUAUGGCAGUUGUAUACUCUUGCCCCACGUGCCAAGUGUAUUGGAAAAAAUUAAAAGGAAACUGGAGGGGAAGCACAAGUCCCUUAGCAGGACCGAACUGUUUAUUUUAUGCAGAAUAUCGGAGCUGGUGUGGGAGAGCGAGGUAAGCGCCUCAAUCCUCCACCUCCUCAUGCCAAUCGUCCUUAAAAAAGCCACUGCAGAAGAGGAGGUCGUGCUGCAGCUCCUCACCACUGUGCAUAACUUAUUAAGAAACGUGGAGGACAGCACCAAACAUUUACGUAACCUCACUCCACUGUUUGCAGAAGUUUCAUGUGUACCUGGCCGGAAAAUUUUAGUAAAAACUUUAGAAUAUAUGGCAGAGAAUAACGAUUGGUUGAAACAGGCCUCUUCACUAAUAAGCGACCUAAACGCCUUUGACUCUAAAUGGCUUGACCAACCAGAUUUUGAGCGCAGACAUGGGGCAUUUAAGAAAAUCCAACUGAUAAUCCAAGAGGGAACCAUCGAACUCUCUUACGGCAUCUUACUGGUGUACAAUCUGUUUUUUAUCAUGAAAAGUGAAAAAGAUUUGGCUUUAAAAGAUAAUGCCUCCCAUGCGUUACGCUCCCUAUGCCCAGCCUUAAUAAAACAAUGUCAAAAUAACCAUAAGGACUUGGAAUAUGUUUUAAAUGACAGCAUUUUCGCCUUGAUUAAAGCAGGUAUGCGCAACAACCAAAAUAAUGACCUGAGAAACGAAUGUAUCUCCUUACUGGGAUGCCUGGCAAGGGAAUGCCCGGACAGUCACUUCACCCUCAGAGACUUAAAUAAGUUUACCAACAAAACCGACCUGGAGGUGGAUAUUUUUGAGAACUUGACUCACUUGCAAAUCCACAGACACGCCAGGGCCAUGCUCAAGUUCUGCCAACUGAUUAAAGAAGAAACCGUAUCGAUUAAUCCCAAAACCGUUUCUCAAUUCCUCCUGCCCUUGGCCACCCAUUACCUUUGCACCGACAAGUUCGCCGGUAAAAACGCGGUUAUUGAUGCGGCAAUCGAAAUGGUCGGGAUGAUUUGCCGUAUAACUCCAUGGCAUCAGUACGAAAGUGUCCUAAAGUUCGCUCUUUCCAAGCUGCGAUUUAAGUUGGAGUUUCAGAAGCAACUAGUGAGACUUGUUGUGGCCAUUUUGGACGCUUUCCAUUACGAUUUGAGUAAGGGGCAUGUGGAAAAUGUGCCGGAGGCUGAGGUGCCAGUGGAGUUGGAGGUUAUCGAGAAUAUUCCUGAUGAAGUCGGAGAGAAUGGUGAUGAUGAUGAGAAGGAGGAGGAGGAGGUGGUUGAAGAUGAAGCCGUUAAGAUUGUGGAAAAAACUACGGUCUUAUGUAAAUCUACUGCCACGAGAGUUAUAAAAACUAUUCAGGGAGUCCUCUUGCCACAACUUCAUAAAUCAUUGGCAGAACUCACGCACUACGACUCCUCCCAUAAAGUGAACCGAAAACGGACCGGUUUCGAACGAGAAGAAGAAGAUUUGGCCAAAGUGCCGAUUUCUUUAGCCGUAGUGAAACUGCUCCAGAGACUGCCAAAGGCUAUAUUAGACGCGAAUUUGCCUCGGAUUUUCUUGAAGCUUUGCACUUUCCUAAAGUCCCAUUUGGAAUCUGUGAGGCGGGUGGCCAGGGAAACGCUCCAGAAAAUAAUGUUAACCCUAGGACCGAAAUAUCUCGGGAUGCUUUUGGGCGAGAUCAAUCCGCUUAUGAACAGAGGUUUCCAGGUUCACGUGCUCGUGUUCACCGUCCACGGGGUGCUUAAUUGUUUGAAGGGCCUCUACCAACCUGGAGAUAUUGAUGCCGUACUUUUAACGGUCUUAAAGCUCUGUUCAGCCGAUCUCUUUGGGAUCCUAUCGGAAGAAAAGGAAAUCGUAAAGAUCACCGCCAAAGUAUCCGAAGCAAAAUCAACGAAAAGCAACGACACCCUGGAAAUCCUCGCCCAACAUAUCACCGAGAAAUGCCUGAUGGACAUCAUACUCCCCAUCAAACAAUUGCUAGAAUCAAAUCAUUCGUUUAAAACUGUGCAAAAGGCGCAGGAGGCCUUGAGGCACAUAGCACUCGGUCUGGUAGAUAACUUGUUCAUAAACGAGGAGUCUUUACUCAAGUUCGCGUACGGCACCUCCGCCCAAAAAAUACCCGAACUGAUGCCCAAGAAAAAGAAACAAAAGCAGCAAAACGAGAAGGAGCAAGCGAGAGAGAAACGCGACUGUUUUAUUAUCCAGAAAGUGCCGGGCAAUCGGACCGCUUAUCGGGAAUUAAAUGUGAAAACUUCUUCGGACACCAACGCCCACUUAUUGGUGGAAUUCGGAUUGAGGUUAUGUUUCGUUAUGUUAAAGAGGGAGAAAAUUAAAGAUCAAGAGUACCGGAAAUAUCUCGACCCAUUUGUGAAGAUUUUCCGGGACUGUUUAGGAUCAAAACAUGUCAAAUUGUGUGCUUUGACGCUACAAUGCCUGCAAUGGAUACUUAAAUACGACUUGCCAUCACUGAAAGCAAGUAUUAAGUCCAUUGUGAAGGACAUGUUCGGGAUUUUGCAUAAAUAUGCCGCGGCUGGACUGAGCAAGGGCGAUAAUUUCGAUUUAGUUGUGGCAGCUUUUAAGGCUAUGGCAGUAUUGGUCCGAGACGUCCAAUACUAUACAGUAAACACCAACCAACUGAAAGUACUAUUAAUGUACGUGGAACAAGACAUGCAUGACCACGACAGACAAGCCACAGCAUUCAACUUAUUAAAGGCAAUCAUAUCCAGAAAACUGAUUGUUCCCGAAAUCCAUGACGUGAUGGGCAAAGUGGCCGAGUUAAGCAUAACUUCCGAACUAAACCACGUUAGGACCCAAGCCAGAUCAGUUUUUCAUCAGUUUAUUAUGGAGUAUCCUUUAGGGAACUCCUUGGAUAAACAUUUGAGCUUCUACAUAUCUCAGAUGAGUUUUGACAUGCAAUAUGGCCGAGAAUCGGCUAUAGAAAUGAUUCAAGCGUUGAUCAAUUCAUUUCCAUUGCACGUUUUGAAGAACCACAGUGGGACUUUGUUAAUCACCCUAGGGGCGAGACUUGUUAACGACGAGGUACCCGAGUGUAGGAAAAUGGUGGCGGAAUGUUUACAUUCGAUGCUUAAAAGACUGAACAAGCUUGAGAGGGAUUCUUUGUUUGAUAUUUUAACUUUAUGGUUGAAGGAUAAAGAGAUAAGUCAUCGUCGUUUGGCCGCCCAACUGUGCGGCAUCUUCGUCACAGUCGAACAACAAGAAUUCGAAUCCAGACUGCCCAUUUUGACGCCCUUACUACUAAAACAAUUCGGCUUAACUAACGAGAACCCUGGGAAAUUCGUCAAGGUUAAUAAGGAGAAAAACGUUCCAGAGGAAGUUCAACGCCUGAAAGACCAUCAUUAUUAUCAAGUGCUACAGUUGAUAUUAAAAAUAUGCGCGUACUGCCCCGUUUUUUUGAAAAACCAAAGUGAAGCCAUCGAAAACUUGGGUUAUUACACUCAAACUUUAUUGGGGUACCCGCACGAGUGGGUGCGUUUAGCUGCAGCCCAAUUUUUAGGUUUCGUCCUCUCUGCUAUGGACGUGGACAAUCUGGCAAAUCUCCUCAUCAAUAACGAGACUGAACCUGGAUACCUAAGCCUGGACCCAGAAAAUUCCCUUAAGAGCCUCACUCUGGAUUUAUGCGAUCAAUUACAGCCGGGAGACAUCAAGAGCGGCAUAGCCGAACAAGUCAUCAAAAACCUCGUUUUUAUCGCCAAAGUCCUACAAAAAAUCCCGAAUAACCCUAAAAGGAUAAACCUGCUAUGGCUCAGCAAAAGAAUGAGAAAAAUCAUCAACUCAGAAGUGAUCGACAACAAUAACAGCACAACACUCAGAACGGAAGUAUUUAAAUGGAUCGCCGGAGUAAUCACCGCGAUUGACUUAAACAAUUUGAAACCAGUGAUGAAUCACUUACUGGCCCCUUUAGUUAGAGAAAUGAUCACCACAGAAGAGAAAAACGCUCCCUUAAGGCAAAUGGCCAAAGAGGUAGCGAAUAUUUUAAAGAAAAAAUUGGGAAUGGAAGAGUACACGAGGAUUCUGCAAAGUCUUCAGCAAAGUUUAACGGUGAAACGGGCGGAGAGGAAGAGGGGCAGGAGCCAACUGGCCGUUACCAAUCCGGAAGUUUACGCCCAGAAGAAGAUUAAGAUGCACGAGAGGAAAAAGUUGGCCAAGAAGAGGAAAUUGGAGGAGAUCAGGGGCAAGAAGGGGUAUAAGAGGAAAAAAGUGGUUGAUUUAGAGGACAAUUCUGAGGUUAUGUAAGUUACGGUGUAAAUGUUUUUGUACAUAUUUUAGUCUUUAAGGAUGUGAUAAAUAGUUUUUUGUUUUAAAUAA